AUGGAUAGUAACAACCAACCCAUCAAACCCCCAAAGCCACAAUGGCGCAGCCUCACCCCCAGCAAUCUCCCAACACUCUCCCACAUAGCCGCAACAAUCCACCCCGACCUCGCUGAACGCGACGCCGUCUUCCUCGAACGCAUAACGUUGUUUCCAAAAGGGUGUCUUGGAUUAUUCGACGACUCAAAUACACUAUGGGGCUAUUUGGUUUCACAUCCCAUUCGGUACCAGGAGCCGCCGGAGCUGGAUUCCUUGCUUGGAGAAAUCACACAGGAUGUGGAUCAGUAUUAUAUUCAUGAUUUAGCUAUUUUACCUGAGGCUAGAGGGUCUCGUCUUGCGCAAGAGGGGGUGGAAAAGGUAUUGGGCACGGCGGCCCAGGCGUACAAAACAAGCGGUUUGGUGUCUGUGUAUGGGACGACAUCUUUUUGGAGGAAGUUCGGGUUUGAGAAGCCAGAUGUUGUUAGUGUAAAGUUGGGUGAGAAGUUGGUUGGUUAUGGGGAUGGUGCUGUGUAUCUUGAACGAAAGAAUGGGUGA
This is a messenger RNA of Bipolaris oryzae ATCC 44560, 534 nucleotides long. RefSeq lists its product as uncharacterized. The coding region runs from base 1 to 534 and encodes 177 amino acids. The transcript has a single exon. NCBI's taxonomy places the organism in Eukaryota, Fungi, Ascomycota, Dothideomycetes, Pleosporales, Pleosporaceae. Gene Ontology annotation, molecular function: acyltransferase activity, transferring groups other than amino-acyl groups. The record is from RefSeq and is a predicted model, not a curated record.